Messenger RNA from Notolabrus celidotus (New Zealand spotty), 6624 nucleotides. RefSeq names its product glutamate receptor ionotropic, NMDA 2C-like. Gene Ontology annotation, molecular function: NMDA glutamate receptor activity; transmitter-gated monoatomic ion channel activity involved in regulation of postsynaptic membrane potential. The record is from RefSeq and is a predicted model, not a curated record. Bases 1117 to 5295 code for a protein of 1392 amino acids. Gene Ontology annotation, biological process: long-term synaptic potentiation; synaptic transmission, glutamatergic; excitatory postsynaptic potential. The transcript is spliced from 17 exons. NCBI's taxonomy places the organism in Eukaryota, Metazoa, Chordata, Actinopteri, Labriformes, Labridae. Gene Ontology annotation, cellular component: plasma membrane; postsynaptic density membrane; NMDA selective glutamate receptor complex.
AAUUCGACAACAAAACUUACUGCAUAGAGGGAUUCAACGGUAAUUACGUACCAAAGUCAGUUGAGAGGUAAUUGUUGGGAACUUUAUCGAAGAAGUUGUUCCUAUAUGUCCAGAAAACAUUCAUAUCAUCCAGUUUUUUCAAUAACGACGUUGGUAAAAAAGACGGACUUAAAGGAGCUGCAUUAUCAUCAUCCUCAUCACCAGGGGGAUCUCCUCCUGCGGAGUACCUUCAUCACUGGAAACUGGACUAAAAGGGGGAAAAGUUUUUGCUCCGAACAUGCCAAAACGUGUGUGAGAUUUCUCAACUUCCCAUGGAUCUGUUGUGUCUCUCGCCCCUGAGCAGGAGGAGGGAAAAGGAGGCAGAGGAGGUGGAGGAGCGGGGGAGAAAGGAGGAGACGGCGGGGAAGCGUCACAGCCGCCACCGCCGUCACCACCACCACCACCACCGCUGCUGCUGCUGCUGAAGCUCAAGUGUUACCGGCGUUUUCUGCUCCUCCGCUGAAGAGGCAUUUUAUCACUCUUCUCAUCCUCCUCCCUCCCUCUGUCUUUCGCUCCUCUCCUCAUUCUAGCAGCAGGGAGCCGGAGGGAAACAGACAGAGAGCUAAACACACACACACACACAAACACACAUAUUCACACACCGGCUGGAUGCUCAUAUUCUGUCACCCUCUUUUUCUCCCCUCUCCUCUUCGCUCCCUUUUUGAUGUCCUGUCUUCACCUCCUGGACCACUUGCACAUUUUGGCGCCUUGACAAACGCAGAAGAAGAGAAAAAGAGAAAGUGAGGAGUUUGGAUUUUUUUGGGGGGGGAGAGAUCACAUAUGCUCGCUGUCACGUCGUGAAGUCCUCCAGGGGAGUGUGCAGACAUCCAAAAGCUUCCAAACACAGAGAGAGAGAGAGAGCGAGCAAGCUAGAGAGAGAGAGAGUCAGUGAUAACUCGCACACACUCGCUCGCACACAGAGACUAGGUCUAAAUGCACACUCCUACAGGUGCUGCGAGGGGAGAGAGGCAAGUGAAAAGCAGGUAAAAAAGGAAAAAAAAGACAUUUGGAGGAAGGAUGGAACAGCAGGAGUUCAAGUUGGAUGACGGCAGAAAGCACAGGCAGUAGGUUGCCAACAUGGCCGUUCCCAGGGGACAUCCUCCUCCUUCCCCUUGGCCUCCGCUCUUCCUCCUCCUCCUCUUCCUCCUCCUCCUCAUCUCCUCCCCGCUCCCUCUGCAGGCCCGGCCGCUCCUCCUCCACUCGUCCAUCAACGUGGCGGUGGUGUUCAGCGGCUCCAGCUACCAGAACGAGGUCAGAGGUCGUCUCAGUGGGGAAAACUUUGUCGACCUGCCCAUAGUGGUCAGCCCGGUGACCGUGCUGGUCAACGACACCAACCCCCGCGACCUGCUGACACACCUUUGUGAUACCAUGGCAACAGAGAAGCUGCACGGCGUUGUGUUUGAGGAUGAUGUGGGCUCGGGCGCUGGUGCUCAGGUGGCUGAAGUGGCACAGAUCCUGGACUUCCUCUCCACUCAGACAGCUCUGCCCAUCGUAGGCAUCAGUGGCGGAUCUGCAGUUGUCAUACCAUUCAAGGCUGAAGGAUCCUCCUUCCUGCAGAUGGGAGCGUCUCUGGAGCAGCAAGUUAUUUGCAUGUUCAAGCUCAUGGAGGAGUACGACUGGGGCGAGUUUGCGGUGAUCACCAGCUUGCUACCGGGCUACGACACCUUUGUGGAUAUCGUCGAAUCCUACACAGAUACCUCUUAUUUCCUGUGGAAUUUCCAGGACGUCAUGUCUCUGGAAAUGUCUGUUGAUGCAAAUGACGCAAGGACCAGGCGAAUCCUGCAGCAGGUUGACUCUCAGGUCCUUUUGGCGUACUGCUCCUACGAGGAGGCGCAGUACUUGUUUCGGCAGGCAGGUGAGGUGGGUCUGUUGGGGCCUGGCUACAUCUGGAUCCUCCCGAGCCCGGCCGUGGGCAACCCUGACAGCCCUCCACCUGCCAGCUUCCCUGUCGGUGUUAUUGGCGUCAUUACAGACCAGUGGAGGAAGAGCUUGCGGCAGAGGGUGAGGGAAGGAGUCGCCAUCGUAGCGAAAGGAGCGGAGAGCUUCAAGAAGCAGUAUGGAUAUAUUCCUGAGGGACAUGGAGACUGCAACAAACCGUCGAAACACUCAGAGAACAUCACUCUGUUCAGGCACAUGAUGAAUGUAACAUGGGAAAGGAGGGAUCUGUCAUUCAACAACCAAGGCUUCCUCUCCAACCCGGCCAUGGUCAUAGUCGCUUUGGACCGGGAGAGACUCUGGGACAAGGUGGGCACCUUCGCUCGAGGGAUCAUUCAGGUUCGUUACCCCGUCUGGCCUCGAUACGGAAGCUUCCUAGAGCAGGUGUCAGAUGACCGUCACCUGACCGUGGCCACGCUGGAGGAGCAUCCCUUCGUCAUGGUGGAGAACGUGGACCCAGGCACCGGCACAUGUGUCCGAAACACCGUGCCCUGCAGGCGCCAGUCCAACCAAACGGAGAGUAUUGCUGGCCACUCUGACUCCUACACCAAACUGUGCUGUAAGGGCUUCUGCAUAGACAUCCUGAAGAAGCUCUCCCGCACCAUCAAGUUCUCCUACGAUCUGUACCUGGUCACCAACGGGAAGCACGGCAAGCUGGUUCGGGGAACUUGGAACGGGAUGAUCGGGGAGGUUGUGUAUAGAAGAGCCGACAUGGCCAUCGGCUCUCUCACUAUCAAUGAGGAGCGUUCAGAAAUCAUCGACUUCUCUGUGCCGUUUGUAGAGACAGGCAUCAGUGUCAUGGUCGCCCGCAGCAAUGGCACGGUGUCCCCAUCUGCCUUUCUUGAGCCGUACAGCCCGGCAGUGUGGGUCAUGAUGUUUGUGAUGUGCCUGACCGUGGUGGCAGUGACGGUUUUUGUGUUUGAAUACUUCAGUCCAGUCGGCUACAACCGGAGUCUGGUCAGCGCAAAAUCUCCUGGCGGUCCAACGUUCACCAUCGGGAAGUCAGUGUGGCUGCUGUGGGGUAUCGUCUUCAAUAACUCCGUCCCCGUUGAAAACCCUAAAGGAACAACCAGUAAGAUCAUGGUCCUGAUCUGGGCCUUCUUUGCUGUCAUCUUCUUGGCUUCUUACACUGCCAACCUGGCUGCCUUCAUGAUCCAGGAGCAAUACAUCGACACAGUGUCCGGGCUUUCUGACAAGAAGUUCCAGAAGCCACACGAGCAUUAUCCCCCCUUCCGCUUCGGGACAGUCCCAAACGGGAGCACGGAGAGAAACAUCCGCAGCAACUAUCCCGACAUGCACAUGCACAUGAUGAAAUACAACCAGAAGGGGGUGGAAGAAGCGCUGGAAAGCCUGAAAACCGGGAAGCUAGAUGCCUUCAUCUACGACGCUGCCGUUUUGAACUACAUGGCGGGGAAAGAUGAGGGCUGCAAGCUGGUGACCAUCGGCAGCGGGAAAGUGUUUGCCACCACGGGAUACGGCAUCGCUCUGCAGAAGGACUCCCGCUGGAAACGGCUUAUAGACCUGGCGCUGCUGCAGUUUCUCGGAGACGGAGACACACAGCGUUUGGAGACCGUCUGGUUGUCGGGCAUCUGCCAGAACGAGAAGAACGAAGUGAUGAGCAGUAAGCUGGACAUCGACAACAUGGCGGGCGUCUUCUACAUGUUACUGGUGGCGAUGGGCCUCAGCCUGCUGGUCUUCGCCUGUGAGCACCUGCUGUACUGGAAACUCCGACACUACAUCCACAAGUCCCAGAAAGUGGACUUCAUGUUGGCCAUCAGCAGGGGGAUUUACAGUUGCUGCAAUGGAGUGGAGGAGACUGGGCAUAAAUCUGGUUUGGCCAAACCGGAUCUGACCUCCAACUACGCUCAAGCAAACAUGCUGAAAAUGCUUCGCACUGCUAAGGACCUGGUCUCCACCGCCAAUGUGGAGACGUCUCUGGACCAUGCCACUAAGACCAUUGAGCAUCUGAGCCGUCAUGGCGGCAGCUUGCCUGUUCGUGUUCCACCAAUCGCUGCAGAGACUGUACCGGGAGGAUUCGCGUACAUCACAGAGAAUCACUGCACCCUUCCCCAGCGCUCCCUCACUCCUCCUCUGGCUGCUGUGAACUCUCUGAAACUGCAGCGAGGGAUGAGCAGGCCGACGCCACUGCGCUACACGCUGCCCACUCACUCUUCUUCGUGUUUGUAUGAUCGGCAGCUUCCUGUGUCCAGCCUGAGCAGCCCUCACCUCGCCGUGAGCGAACCGCUUCCCCAUCAGCACCCGCACCACUACCAGACCACCGGGAGACUCUACGUGGACACUCACUCACCCUUCAUACCUUACACUGAUCUCCAGCUACCUGACAUCUACGCCUCUCAUCCUGUGUCCUCGCCUCUAAACCAAAACAUCCCCGCGGCCUUCUCCAGGCGGAAACGGAGGUCCAAGAGUUUCCAGUACGAUGAGGGGGACUUAGAGGGGAGAUUACACAGGGAGCAGGACAAGAGCAACAAAAGUCCGGUAUUUCUGAGUGAGCUCAAAGCCAACCACCUCCAAGAGAACCACAUCUCUGCUCCAAGCGUUGAGAGCAUCUACCCUGGAGAGGGGAUGUGUCCUCGGGUGGAGAACUACGGCUCUUGGCCUCCAGAGGACCUCGUGCUGAGAGGACGACGUAGGCACCGCCGCCCUUCCUUCCUCAAAGCCACUUGGGGCAGCGAGCAGAUGCGCCAGCUCGACGAGUCCCAGUCAUCCUUAUCAAGCCAGUCUCCAUCCACCCUGCCAGACCUGUUCCCAUGCAUUGUUACACCAACCACCGCCACAAAGCCCUACAACCCCGCUCACCUUCGAAACAACCUGUGCCUCCCACGGAACCAGGCCUACCUCCACAUAAGGGAGGACCAGAGGAGGCCUAAUGGGCGUAAGGGCCAGAGGCUGCGCUACUCCAACUCCACCCACCUCCCCACGUACGGAGAAGCAGUGCGACAGGGGACAGGGUUAGGACGGGGGAUGGUACGGAGAGCCACAAGCCUGCUCAGCAGACAGUACGCCCACUACCUGAACUCAUACCCCGGAUUACCCUUCUAUCACGGCCCCUUGGACCUGCAGCACCACAGCCAGGCCUCUGGCAACCCAGUGUGCCAGCUGCUGGCUUGUGGUGGAGGGGGAUGUGGAAGCCAGAGGGCUUUGUUGUACCAGGAUAGUGUCUAUGGGGCUUACGGGGUCUAUCAGGGAUCCCAGACUGGAUCAGAUGCCCAGGCGGGUCUGGGGGCUGGGGUACAGCCCACUGGGAGCCCCUGUGUUCUUCGUCCCUGGCGACGGGUGUCUAGUCUCGAGUCAGAGGUCUGAUGGGAAACCGAAAGGAGCGUCUAAAAUGGAUACUGUGGAGUAAACGAGGGAAAGACUGCAGAGAGGGAUCAGUGGCUGGAUUCUGUACGGGGGGAAGUGUUAACUUGAAGUUGUUGUGGAGUUUCUGUGUGACUUUGUGCGGUGGAGAUAAGAAGUUUGGCUUACCAACUUCGGACUCAUUUGAUGUUCACUACAGUGAGAAGCGAAGACAGCACUGUUCUCCUCAGUGAAGCUGUGGAAAGCUGGAGUUGGCAGGUUUCACUCACUUGCUCCUUUCCUAUGACAACGCUUGUCUGUUCUCUGUGCUUCAAUGUGCACUAAGAUUUACAACAGUCCGCAGUGUUGGUGCAUGGUUAAACUAUAACCAGAGUUUUCAUGCUGUGUUCGUUGUGUAUAUUUAAUCGUGGAUGGUCGGGGGUUCAGUCUUGAGUGUCGUGGAGUCGUGAAACCGUUUACAGCUGGGGAGAAACACUGAAGGGAUUUCGGGAUUGUGUCCUUAAAUACAGCCACCAAAAAACAAGUAGCAACUGUAGCAAGAUUUUUAAAAGACAGCCGUGACGUACAUGUGAAGAGUUUGAUUCCAAAAAUUCAUCAAUAUUAAAACACUUUGUCUCCUGAUACAGAAGAGCAGCAGUUUUCUAGGAUGAAAUAAUCAUUUUGAGACAUCUGUUAAUGAAUUUCAGGUAUCUUCUUUAAAGAUUUAUAAUGUUGUGGAGCUAAACCCUUCAAGUCUUGGUGAUUUAGUGAUGAGUCAGAGACUUUGUGUAAAGGAGUCCAUAUGAACACAAUCUGCAAAAAGAUGAAAGUAUUGGAAAAGCACUGUCCAGCACAAGGUGUCUUAAUCCAUGGGUUCUCGUUCCUCCCUGGGUCUCAGUCUGAGGCUACAGUACAGCACAAACAUCACACAGGGCCUCACAUUAAGUCAAGUCUGCAUCUUAAUACUAUAUCGAUAUAGAGAAAACGUGUUAUUUCAGGCUGGUUAGUGUCAUAUUCAUGUACUCUGCAUAUGAUAGGAAUUUAUAGUCACUCUUAAAAUUUUCUAAUCACACUUCUGGCACAUUUUUUCUUUUAGUUAAGCUGUUGCGGAUUUACUGAAAUAUGUGUUAUUACUCUAUUAACUCAGAAAGAUUGGCCUAUAUUCAGUUGGCCUAUAUAAAAUUUUCAUCACUUCCUCUUUUCCACUCUUUUAUAUUCCCUCCCCAUUCCCUCAAACUGUUAUAUGAUCCAAACUAAAUGAGGUAUUUGAAAGCUAUUCUAGUAUCUAUAUUACCUGGCUCCCUCACCCUGUAAUUAAUCACUUAGAUCAAUUAAAGAGCCUUUUUGGAUGAA